Molecule: messenger RNA, 1349 nt
Organism: Symbiodinium pilosum
Lineage: Eukaryota; Dinophyceae; Suessiales; Symbiodiniaceae
Source: the annotation of a GenBank genome assembly
AUGAGCGGAAGCAUCAUUGACCGGCUACUGGAUACUCAGAACACACAAGAGACGCUGCGCGAUGAGGACUGCUACGCAGACACGCAGUGCGACUCCACGCAGGUUGAUUCAGAACAUGGCGCUCCGGCAAAGCUAUGGGACGAAGACGCUACAUCUAGCCAGGAGGUGUGCACAACUGAUGAGGAUGUGGAGACCACAGCAAGUGAGGGUGAAGAGCGGGAGAAUUCUAAGCAAGAGAUACCUUCCCCUCUCCCGGACAUGGCAGAGGCAGACAUUGCUGCCGGGUGCAAUGCUAAGCCAAAAACGCAAGAUUCCGGAGAAGACCUGGAACUCCGUUUAAGGAGGCAGGGGGGGCUUAGCCCUCAGCAGGCCCUGCACCCCCCGCCACCUCGCAGCUUUGCAAGGCAAGCUGAGGCCAUCCGCUACCUCGAGGGCCUCCUUGCGCAAGGAAGCUACGAGUUGCAUCAGGUCGGGCUUUUCUCCAGUGAGUUUACUUCCACGGGCUGCCGCCGCUUCCUGGUCGACACCAAAGCUGGCUUCGCACUCAAAUCUGAAAAGUUCUCCAAGCAUGUCAUAGCAAAACAUUUACAAUCUGUCGGUAGCGACGACGCCGGCAGUCAGUGCUGUUGCCACGCCUUGGCGUUCACGAGCAACGCGCAAGCGGGGUACUUUGUCAAGAAGUUCAUGGAAUUCGUGCGGGUUCGGCAAGCGAAGGCCGUUGCUACCGACCUGGAGGAGUCCUCUGGCGUUUUCUGGGCUUUUUCUAGGCUUCUGGACCUCUUCCCAUCUCUUCUGGGCCUCGGGGUCACGGAACUGCCGCUCUCCGAGCAUGCGUCGCUUUUCGAGUAUUUGAUCAACCUCUGGGACGAUGUGCGUUCCAAGAACGAGGUGCCUCAACAGUUCUCGAAUCCAACCCGCGUACAGCGAAGCCUGCUCAUGGGCACUGGUGAGUACAUGGUCGUCUCGUUGGUGAAUAACCGCUUCUGUUUCAAGAAGCGGGCAUCCCACAAAUCCAAUGGCAUCUACUUGGUGAUCAACCGAAAGCGAUGGGUGGUCUACCAGAAAUGUCAUGAUGUGGCCGAUUGCCCGGACUUCCGGUCGCACGAAUUUGCCCUUCCCGAGGCCUUUCGACCUGAGGGACUUUUCCCCGAGGAUGCGGACGAGGCGGAGCCCAGGGAAGAGGACCAUGAUCCGGUGUCGCAGGAGCUGCUGACGCAGAUCAUGGAGACUUUGCCUCCAGAGCCUGAAGGGGUGGUGACGCCUCCGCGACUUCCGUGCUACAGCAGCAGCAGGCAGCUCUCGCGAUCGAGGAGCCCUUGCUCGCGGACCAAACUGUGCAGGCAUAACAG